AUGACGCUUGUGCUGGAGCGGAUGUACGAUAUGUACCGGGAGUACAUGGUGGAACGCCGGGAUAUGCGCAGCGUGAAUCUGCCACUGGCCGGCAGUCCGUGGCCGCUGAUGCUGCUGCUCGGGGCGUACCUGUACGUGGUGCUGCACGCUGGGCCACGGUUUAUGGCCCAGAGAAAGGCGUUCGAUCUGCGGAAGAUUAUCCGCGCGUACAACGUGGUGCAAGUGGUGAUUAACAGUGUCAUCUUUCUGUGGAUUGUCAUUAAGAUAUUUGUCGUGUACCGGGACUACAACUUCUCCUGCCAGGUAUGCAACUACACCAGUGACUUCCGCGGGCUCGAGGAGAUGUAUCUCAGCUACAGCUACUUCCUGCUGAAGGUGCUCGACCUAGCCGACACCGUGUUCUUCGUGCUGCGCAAGAAGCAAUCGCACGUGUCCUUUCUGCACGUGUACCACCACACGGCCAUGGUGGUGGGGUCGUACUGUGGCAUGCUGUACGUACCCGGCGGGCACGCGAUCAUGCUCGGCAUCUGGAACACGCUCGUGCACGCCGUCAUGUACCUGUACUACUUCCUGUCAUCGUACGGCUCAAAGUAUAGCGCCCGGUGGAAGCAGAACCUAACCCGCAUGCAGCUGCUCCAGUUCAUUCACCUCGCGUUCCACUUCGGCAUACCGCUGUUCUUUAAUCGCGAAUGCAAGUUUCCGCGCUUCUGGAUGGGGGUCGGGUUCCUGCAGGCGCUCUUCAUCCUCGCCCUCUUUAUGGACUUUUACAUUAAGUCGUACAUCAUGAAGAGGAAAAAGCAGUAA
Molecule: messenger RNA, 804 nt
Organism: Anopheles marshallii
Lineage: Eukaryota; Metazoa; Arthropoda; Insecta; Diptera; Culicidae
Product: elongation of very long chain fatty acids protein AAEL008004-like
Exons: 2
Coding region: 1-804 (267 amino acids)
Biological process (GO): fatty acid elongation, saturated fatty acid; very long-chain fatty acid biosynthetic process; sphingolipid biosynthetic process
Cellular component (GO): endoplasmic reticulum membrane
Molecular function (GO): fatty acid elongase activity
Source: RefSeq, a predicted model, not a curated record